Molecule: messenger RNA, 2910 nt
Organism: Geodia barretti
Lineage: Eukaryota; Metazoa; Porifera; Demospongiae; Tetractinellida; Geodiidae
Source: the annotation of a GenBank genome assembly
AUGCUUUACAAGGGGUUACAAUUAGAUCCGUUUCAAGAGGAAGCAAUCCAUGCAGUAGAUCGGAAUCACUCCGUGCUUGUCACUGCACCGACGGGAGCAGGCAAAACUGUACUCGCUGAGUAUGCUAUUGAAAAAUGUCUGGAGAUGGGACGCCGCGUGAUUUAUACGGCACCGAUUAAAGCACUCAGCAACCAGAAGUAUCGAGAUUUCUAUCAGACUUAUGGCGAUUGUGUCGGGAUUGUCACGGGUGAUGUGGUACUAAACCAGUCUGCUCAAGUGCUGUUGAUGACGACGGAGAUUUUCCGUAAUACAAUCUUUGAUGAUAUUACCCGCUUGGACGACGUAGAAUACGUUAUUUUCGACGAAAUUCACUAUAUCAACGAUAUUGAACGUGGAACAGUUUGGGAAGAGAGUAUCAUUUUUGCGCCUCAGAAUAUCAAAUUUGUCUGUUUAAGUGCGACAAUCCCAAAUAUCAACCAAUUUGCCGAAUGGAUGCGGUCAGUCCGAGAGGCUGAGAUUGAUGUAAUUGAAGAAUUAGAACGACCCGUCCCUCUGGAGCAUCAUCUCUAUUUGGAAGGAUACGGCAUUGGAGAUCUUGCGUGCUUACAAAAGAUUCAAGAGUCUAUUAUCUACGACGACUUCUACGACGAAGACGACACUGAUAAGAAUGGAACCUUUGAAGAGGCACUGCCUAAUCUAAUUCACGCAGAUCUGAUUCCCUACAUCCAGAAUCAGAACCAGCUCCCUUGUCUCUACUUCUGUUUUAGUCGCAAGGUAUGCGAGAAAAAUGCAGCGUAUUAUGCCAAACGGACUUUGCUGACCGCCGAACAGCGGAAAGAAAUUCUUCAUCUGUUUGAUCUAUUAUGUACUCAAUUCAGCAUCCGAGACGAACGCAAUAUCCAAGCUUUUCGCCACCUUGUUUCUAAAGGUAUUGCAUACCACCACGCGGGUAUGCUACCAACCUUGAAAGAGGUAGUCGAGCGUCUAUUUACCUCCGGACUGAUUCAACUGCUUUUCACGACUGAGACCUUUGCAGUUGGCAUUAAUAUGCCGGCAUGCACGGUUGUUUUCGAGAGCUUAGAGAAAUACGAUGGCGUUAGUUUCCGAUACCUGAAAGCGCGUGAGUACCAUCAGAUGUCAGGUAGAGCGGGGCGGCGUGGUAUCGAUCCAAUUGGUUAUGUUUAUGCUCGAGUUUUCCCAAAAUUUGCACAUGUUGAGAGCGUCCAACGAAUCACUUCCGGCAAAAUUGAGCCAAUUGAAAGUCAGUUCAAUCUCUCCUAUUCAAGUAUCUUAAAUCUUUAUGAAAAAUAUGGAGAUGACAUCUAUGAUGUAUGCACCCAAAGCUUGAACAACUUUCAAAAUAUAGAGCGGGUGCGGAAGACAGAGACACAGAUUCAACAUACAUUCACAACACUGAACAAACUCUCCAAACCUACUUGUAUUCAUGACGGCGUUGAUGGAUUUGAUCAGAUUGGCGGAUACAACAAUCUCCGGGACAGAAUCACUGAACGGCGCAAACUCCUGAAAGUGGAACGUCGUGCACUCAAGGGCAAAGGGGGCAAACGGAGACAUAAGAAAGAUCUACGCCAAAAGUUUAUGCGGUCCGAACGCCAGUUGUGGCAAAUUGAGGCAGAAAAGAAUGAGAAUCUAUGCCAUAACUGCAAACAAUUCAAAACCUGCGAUUACAGCUACCGCAAAAUUAAUCAAUCUGAGAAUCGGAUUCAGGAACUUCAAAAUAGGAAAGUCCUCCUUGAAGACUAUCAGCGAAAACAGAUCGCUUCGCGUUUGAAGAUUCUUGAAGAACUCGGGUACAUCGAUGGCUCUGGAUUACUCGCACGUGGUAAGAUUGCAUCACAAAUUUACGGCUAUGAAAUACAGGUGACCCAACUCCUCUUCAAAGGCUUCUUUGAAAACUUAAGUGAAGAUGAACUCAGUGUGCUUGCAAUGGCAAUUGUUUGCGAAGACAGAAAGGACUGGGGACACUAUAGAAAACUGGAAGACAAAAAAAUCAAAAGGUUACUGAAAACAGGAGACAAAGAGAUUGAGUCAAUCCGAAUAUUAGAGGAACAGUAUCAGGUGGAUCCGGUGAUCCCGAAGCUAGUAACGCAGUUGAGUACAGCGAUGCUUGCGUGGAGCCAAGGUUGUGAGUUUGAGACGCUUCCCCAAUAUGUAAACUUAGCCGAUGGCGACUUUGUGCGAGCAUUUCGACUGGUGAUAGAUCUUCUUCGGCAGUUAACGUCUGAUUAUUAUUAUGUGAAGCCCAACAACUUGUACACCUUUAACCAACGGAGAAAGAACAUGGCAGAUCAAGAAUUUGAACUCACUACAAAAUUACGAAUUCGAGCUGCUGCUGCAAACGAUGCAAAAGCUUUGGAGCAGUACUGCUUUACCGGCAGUGCUGCAGCAGAAAUUGACCAAGAAUUACAGGAUGACCUCUCGCGAACGGAGAGGGGAGAGGUCUACCGAAUUGUUGCUGAGGCAAGUGGACAUGCGAUAGGAAACAUUCGGCUUGAGCGUCACCCCCUCAACCCUGAAAUCGGCGAUGUCAGCCAGUUAGCGGUAUCCGCGCCCUUCCGGCAGUUCGCAGUUGCAGAUAAAUUAAUCGACUUCACCGAGCAGGUUGCACAAGAAAAUGGUAUCACAACGCUUCAGAUUGAGCUCUCCCGGUCUGAGGAGCCAAUCAUAACGGCUUACAAAGGAUGGGGAUUUGACGAACGUCCCGUUGUUACAUUGCAAAAAACAGUCGGCUCUUCUGAUACGGCGAGCGCUUCUGACCAAGAAACGUCCACGGACGAAACCCCUUCACUAGAAGAAGACACCGAAGAAGAACUUCAACUAGAAGACACUGAAGAUUCCUCUGAAGAUUCGGAGGAUUUCGAUGGCGAAGAACAGCAGCAAAAACUAUUGUAA